AUGGCAAUGGAGCCGCUCCCGCUGGGCUUCGGCGACGCCAUGGACACCACCCUCUUCUCCACCCUCUGGUCCUUCCAGGAGGAGCUGCAGCCCAAAGAGAGCGUGGAGGAGCUGAAGCAGAGCUUGCUGGCGGCGACCAUGGAGCUGGAGGUGUCCAAGGAGGAGCUGCGGAGGAAGGAGCAGAGCAUCGCCAAGCUCGCCGACCUCGUGCGCCAGGUGGCCAAGGAGCGCGACGAGGCGAGGGACCAGGUGCAGCAGCUGCUCCUCGCCUCGGCCAAGCAGGCCGCGCCGCCGGUGCACCAGCCUGCGCCCGCGCUCGGCACGUCGAGCGUCACCGACUCGGACUGCAGCCUCGUGUCGUCCCCCGUGGACCCCUUCUUCGACCCCGUCACCUCCUCCGACCGGCGCCGCUGCGGCGGCGGCGGCAAGCUCGGCGCCGCCAGCCCGCCCCCGCCGGCCAAGCAGCAGCAGCAGCAGAUGUGCGGCGCCGACGCCGUGCUCGAGAUGCUCGCCGCCAAGAAGCCGCUGCCGCCGAGGGGCCGGCUGCUGCAGUCCGUCAUGGAGGCGGGGCCCCUGCUGCAGAACCUGCUCGUCGCCGGGCCGCUCCCGCGCUGGCGCAACCCGCCGCCCGUGCACGCCCUCGACACGCUCCCGGUCGGCGGCGGCGGAGUCUACAUGAACACGACGCCACUCCACGCCGCCAACGCCGGCGCGGCGCUCGGCUACGGCCCCAACGGCAACAACGCAUGCAUGAAGCGGCCGAUGGCGGCGAUGCCCGCCAUGCCCAUGGCCGCCACGAGCUGCUCGCCGGGCUUCGCCCCCAAGCGGCACCGGCUGCAUUGA
This is a messenger RNA of Triticum turgidum subsp. durum (durum wheat), 843 nucleotides long. NCBI's taxonomy places the organism in Eukaryota, Viridiplantae, Streptophyta, Magnoliopsida, Poales, Poaceae. The record is from the annotation of a GenBank genome assembly.